AUGCCAGAAGUCAGGGAGGGACACGGUGAGCAAGGAGAGCCUAGAAAGUCUAUGCUUCAGGAAUUAGGUUACAAUGCCCCGCGGGAGAAGAAGCGAGCUUGCCGGCCCAGGGCCUCUUCACCUUUAGGGGUCUGGUGUAGCUGCUCUGGCGCCACUAGCUUUCUGGUGAGCAGAGGGCAAAGAAAGGGCAUCACUGCUGGGAAUAGGAGAGAAGCGUCGGGUUGCACCCUAGGAGCCGACAUGAGUGUGACUAGGUGCUGGGUGCAGGAUAUUAACCAGAAACUCCAGGAGGACAACCAGGAACUGAGGGACCUGUGCUGUUUCCUGGACGAUGACCGGCAGAAAGGCAAAAGGGUGUCCCGGGAGUGGCAGAGAUUGGGUCGCUACACAGCCGGAGUGAUGCACAAGGAAGUGGCCUUAUACCUGCAGAAGCUGAAGGAGCUGGAGGUAAAACAGGAGGAGGUGGUGAAGGAGAACAUGGAGCUUAAGGAGCUCUGUGUGCUGCUGGAUGAGGAGAAGGGCGCGGGAUGCGCCGGCAGCCGCUGCUCCAUUGACAGCCAGGCCAGCCUGUGCCAACUGGUGGCCUCUGCUGCUCCCUAUGUGCGGGAUGUGGGUGAUGGCAGCAGCACCUCCAGCACCGGCAGCACCGACAGUCCUGACCACCACAAACACCAUGCCAGUGGGGGCAGUCCUGAGCAUCUACAGAAGCCCCGGAGCGAGGGCAGCCCAGAGCAUACCAAACACAGGAGCACCAGCCCUGAACAUCUACACAAACCCAGGGUUUCUGGAACCCCAGAUCACCCCAAAGCACUGAAAGGACCUAGUCCUGAGCACCACAAGCCCUUAUGCAAAGGCAGCCCAGAGCAGCAGAGGCACCCACAUCCUGGGAGCAGCCCGGAAAUGCUGCCCAAACAUGUAUUGAGUGGGAGCCCUGAACAUUUCCAGAAGCACAGACCAGGGGGCAGCCCAGAACAUGCCAGGCACAGUGGAGGGAGCCCUGAGCAUCUCCAGAAGCACGCCCUUGGUGGGAGCCUCGAGCAUCUCCCCAGAACCAGGGGAACAAGCCCAGAGCAUCUCAAACAACAUUAUGGGGGCAGCCCUGAUCACAAACAUGGAGGCGGUGGUGGAGGCAGCAGCGGGGGCAGCAGGGAGGGCACCCUUCGACGGCCGGCUCAAGAGGACUCAGCACCCCAUCACCGGAAUGUCUACAGUGGCAUGAACGGUGGGUCAGUAUGUGCUGGGGAACUGCUUUGCUAG
This is a messenger RNA of Cricetulus griseus (Chinese hamster), 1257 nucleotides long. NCBI's taxonomy places the organism in Eukaryota, Metazoa, Chordata, Mammalia, Rodentia, Cricetidae. The record is from RefSeq and is a predicted model, not a curated record.